Molecule: messenger RNA, 4651 nt
Organism: Pipistrellus kuhlii (Kuhl's pipistrelle)
Lineage: Eukaryota; Metazoa; Chordata; Mammalia; Chiroptera; Vespertilionidae
Gene: RNMT
Product: RNA guanine-7 methyltransferase
Exons: 11
Coding region: 182-1609 (475 amino acids)
Biological process (GO): 7-methylguanosine mRNA capping
Cellular component (GO): nucleus
Molecular function (GO): mRNA 5'-cap (guanine-N7-)-methyltransferase activity
Source: RefSeq, a predicted model, not a curated record
GCGAAGGUCGAGCAUCACCUCCAAUCGCGGCCGAGAACUGUGUCACGUGACCAACGCCCGCCCCCGGAAGUGGCGUAGCUAUACUAGCGUGGCGCGGCUCGCCGCUUCCGCAAACAGAACCGUGUGUGUGUGUGGCUGUAUGGUGUUCAUGAAGUUUUAUCAUCUAUUUAAGUAAUCAAAAAUGGAAAAUUCUGUAAAAGCAGAGGAAUGUGAAAAGAUUUCUCUUGAAGAAGAGAAAGCAUCAAUAAAUUCGGGAACAGAGUCUUCAUUCAGCCAUAAUGAAAGCACUACUGCUCCUGAGACUGAGCUUUCUGAAAAGGCUCCUGUGCAAGUCCACAUGCCCCAAAAAAGAAAAAUGGAGUUUGCAGAUGAUCUUGUAAAAGAGAGUUCCAGCUGUGGAGAAGACACUCCAUCCAAGAAAAGCAAACUUGAUGCUGAAAUUGAAUCAGAGGAAAAAGGUUCUGGUGAUGAUGAAGGCAUUUCAAGGGAAAAAAGGCUGGAAGCUGAUGAUUUUCCAAAAGAUGAACCUUCUCCUGUAGACGGUACUCCAAAAAAGAGAAAAAGAGAACUUGAGGAUGUUUCUGAAAAGCAGAAACACUUAAAGGAAGGCCACAGCUCAACAGUGGCUGCCCACUACAAUGAACUUCAGGAAGUUGGCUUGGAAAAGCGUAGCCAAAGUCGAAUUUUUUACCUAAGAAACUUUAAUAAUUGGAUGAAAAGCGUCCUCAUUGGGGAAUUUUUAGAAAAGUUACGGCAGAAAAAAACACGCGACAUUACUGUUUUGGACCUGGGGUGUGGUAAAGGUGGAGAUUUGCUCAAGUGGAAAAAGGGAAGAAUUAAUAAGCUAGUUUGUACCGAUAUUGCUGAUGUUUCUGUCAAACAGUGUCAGCAGCGGUAUGAGGACAUGAAAAAUCGUCGGGAUAAUGAGUAUAUUUUCAAUGCAGAAUUUAUAACCGCUGAUUGUUCUAAGGAACUUUUGAUUGACAAAUUUCGUGACCCAGAAAUGCAUUUUGACAUCUGCAGUUGUCAGUUUGUUUGUCAUUACUCAUUUGAGUCCUAUGAUCAGGCUGACAUGAUGCUUAGAAAUGCUUGUGAGAGACUUAGCCCUGGAGGCUAUUUUAUUGGUACCACUCCCAAUAGCUUUGAAUUGAUAAGACGCCUUGAAGCUUCAGAAACAGAAUCAUUUGGAAAUGAAAUAUAUACUGUAAAAUUUCAGAAGAAAGGAGAUUAUCCUUUAUUUGGCUGCAAGUAUGACUUCAACUUGGAAGGCGUUGUGGAUGUCCCUGAAUUCUUGGUCUAUUUUCCAUUGCUAACUGAAAUGGUGAAGAAGUACAAUAUGAAACUCAUCUACAAAAAGACAUUUCGGGAAUUCUAUGAAGAAAAGAUUAAGAAUAGUGAAAAUAAAAUGCUGUUAAAACGAAUGCAGGCCCUGGAGGCAUAUCCUGCAAAUGGGAAUUCCAAACUUGCUUCUGAAAAGGCAGAUGACUAUGAACAUGCAGCACAGUACAUAAAAAAUAGUCAAGUAAGAUUACCUUUGGGAACCUUAAGUAAAUCAGAAUGGGAAGCUACAAGUAUUUACUUGGUUUUUGCAUUUGAGAAGCAGCAGUGAGCACCAGAACAGCUGUAUUUCAUCUUACACAGAUUUGAAUGAUCCACCUUAGAUAAAUUUGUCAACUUUCUGUUUAUUUUAAUUAUUUUAAAUGUACAGGAUGGUGCUGGAAACUCCAGUGUAUACAUUCGAUAUUUGCUGUCUGUGACAGAUGAACUUUUGUGUGUGUAUAUAAGAAUAAGUUGGGACCUUUGUCUUUAAAAUCUAUUUUUAAUGUUCUAAGAAUUCCAUUUGCCUCUACUCUUAGCUCAUAAAAAUUACAAUAUGACUUGUUAAAGUUGCCGAAUUCUUUCCACAGUGAUCUGAUUUGUUCAGUCUGCUUACAGUAUUAAAUUUAUUGCAGUUGUAGAAUUGAUAAGGGAGUAUAAUAGUUUGCAAGGGAGUAUAAUAGUUUGCAACUCAUUUCUAUAGUUUUACAUAGUGUUUUUCAAGAUUAAGUGAAUUGCAUAUCUAUACAAUUGAAUGUAAGAAGUGUUCAGUAGGUAUCGCUAAAGUUAUAAACUAAAUUUUAAAUGGUCCUAAUAGUUAUUAACCUAGAAUUUUAGCCACUUACUACAUUUCAUUACAAAUAGUAGCUAUUUUAUUUGCUAAUCUGAUACAUUUCUGGAACUGGAUAGAACAUUUUGGAUGCUAGCACAAAACUGCUUUAGAUCUUGAGGCUUUUCUCUGAAGAAAUUCCUGCCGAUUAAUGUUUCUAGGUAUCGAGAAUAUAAUUAGAUUUACCUUUCUUCAUUGAACAAAAAUGCCAUCGAUGUUUUCUCUCAAGAUAUAAUGAAAGCAUGCCCAUGUAAACCAAUUGCACAUUAUCCUCAGAUUAAAAUGUGGAACUGCAAUUGUAGGAUGUGUCUAAAAAAAGCCGACCAACUUCAGAUUCAUUCUCCCGUGAUGAUCUAGGUUAUAGUGCUAUAUGCUAUAAAUCCGUUACUCCUUUCGGCCCAGAAAAAAGCAGCAGUAUCUACCCCUCAAUUACAAUGUUGUAUUUUGCAUAGUAGGAUCCAGCAUCUCAUCACCAUUCAGAAUUUGCAUUUGCUACUUCAAAACCAUUACAAUCAUGAGCUCUGGCUUCUUGCUUGACUUCUUUUCCAAAAUUCUGCCAGGUGAACUGUUGUCCUAAAUAGUGUCACAUCACAAUUGAGAAAACUUGCCAAUUUUUAAAUGUAGUAAAAACUAGAAAAGAACAAAGCAGAGCAUCUACUGCAUAUCCCUUUCAUAAAUAAUUUCUUUAAAGCAUGUUCAAAAGACUAUUUCUCUAAUAAUCCCGAGUACUUGUUUAAAAAGUGUAGUUCUCAAUUUGUUCAUAUAUGCUAUUGUUUAUGGUAUUGGAGUAGCAAAUCUUUUAGUAAGAAACAUGAAUUAGCUAAUUUCUGUUUCUUCUGCAGUCUGUCAAUCAUCAAACUGUUACCAGUUUACUAUUUGCCUUGGUGGUGAUUGACAUGAGUCACUUGGGGAAAUAAAUAACAGUAUUUUUGAUUAUGGUGGCUGCUGUUAGCUAGCUAAGGUUUUUGUAAUGGUGCUGAAGAGAGGGAGAUGGUGAGCUCUUAAUACUGCAUAUCCACGUUUACUUUAGCUCUGGAGGAAAUACCAGAGAGUAUUAGGAAAGUUCAAUAGAACUGAAAAGCUUUGUUAUUAUUUCCUGUCGUUCAUUUAAUGGUCUUAGUUAAGUCUAAGCAAAUAAUAAGCCUCCUGCUGCUCUUUCCACUCCAUGGAUAACUUGGAGAAAAGAAGAAUCACCUACAGGAUGGAGCAGUUGUUGGUAAUAGAGCAGAGAGAGAAGGAAGGUCCAGGGCGGGGGGUAGGAAGGAACGGAAGAGCCCCGGAGUGGGUGGAGCAGGGCCCUGGGGUCUGAGUGAGCUGCUGCGUGUGCAGGAGAGGCACAGUCUCACCUGAGGAUGUGGAGUUGCCCUUUCCUUUGAGCUUUGUUGGCUCCAUUACCUUCUUUGCACUUUUCUCCACUCCCCAAUGUCCCCUUGCUGCAAUUAAGUGUCUGGGUGGUGUCCUGUAUUAGGAAAAGAUGGCCCCUGCCCACCAUCACCAAGGCAAAAGCUGAUAGGACCUCCACCCCCACCCCAAAUACACCUGCAGUCUAAAUAUUUGGUGGUUUUCCAUUAAAGACUUGUAACCAUUAGGAAAUUGAGGCAUAUGUCUUUCUAAUGUUAGAUCAGUGAUGUAAGUGGUUCAUGGGAAUGACUGAAGGGUACUCCCAGACCUGCCAUUCAGUUUGUUCUCUGAAGAUUAAAGUAGAAGUGAGGGGCAAUCAGCCAUUUGUGGAAAGAACACAACCUGAGGUUGGAAGGACUGCUUUAGGAACAUGGCUGGAGUAUGGUAUAACCAAGAAUGCACAAUGUGAAUUCGUUGGCCUAGAACAGAAUAUGCCUAAGGAAAAGCACUACUAGUUCUAUAUAGUGUUCGGGGAGAGAUGGCAAUCCCAGCUGCAUUCCAAGGGGCGGUGUCUAACCUACAGACAGCACGAAGCCUGGGGUAGUAACUGCUUCUCUGUCUACCAGCUUCUGGUUCUAGUGUGACUCCCAGAGAAAUGUGCCUGCAUUGAUUUGGAGAUUGACCUCUGUUAACGAAUCCUUGUGAUUAUCAGCACAGUUUCCUGGCUUAUCCCUUCCCUAAACUUGGAAAUUGAGGAAAUGGGAUUGUGGUCUACAUUUGUGUUAAUAGCAUCGAUAGGGCCUCAGAAAAGAGGUUCACACUGGGAGACGGGCUUUGAGGAGAGGUGCGAUAUUGAUUGUCACUGGAGAGGCAGAAAAAGCGUCAGCUAUCAGAUGUCCAGAUCUCCAGUCCCAUUAGCUCUUUUGGGAAUUUAUUCUUCGGCUUCAUAGCGUAUUGCCAUUAUGUUAUUUUGAUAUAUCUUCAAGUACUCUUCUAACGAAGAUUGGGCUUGCAUAGGUGUGAGAAAAUGCCAGUGUGAAUAUUCUUGUGAAUAUUCGGUAGAACAUUAUUUUUCACUAUUGAUAAAAGGACUUUUUGUUGUCUACCUCAGGCUUUGAUGUAUCAUGAACCAGUCACUGCUCCCCUCUCUGGUUUUUUUUUUUU